Messenger RNA from Rhinichthys klamathensis goyatoka, 3193 nucleotides. RefSeq names its product plexin-A2-like. Lineage: Eukaryota; Metazoa; Chordata; Actinopteri; Cypriniformes; Leuciscidae. The transcript has 12 exons. Gene Ontology annotation, cellular component: semaphorin receptor complex. Gene Ontology annotation, biological process: positive regulation of axonogenesis; regulation of cell migration; regulation of GTPase activity. Gene Ontology annotation, molecular function: protein binding; semaphorin receptor activity. The record is from RefSeq and is a predicted model, not a curated record. The annotation marks the transcript as partial.
AAACGCGCUGCUACUGUAACGCUGCUGGGCUUCGGUUCCUGUGCCAGUCUCGCGUAAAACCUUCAUAGGAGAGCAAUGAGCGCGCGCGCGACGAUCUAACGGAGAGCUGCUGAUGAAAAAGGCGUGAUGUCAAGCCGCUAUCCGUGUCAGAGGACUGGGGGAAUGUGCCGUGCACUUGGCAUAUGCGCUUGUGAAUGACCAUCCUCCGGCAUCGACCGAUAAAGCGUUGAAUUUUGCUGCAUAGAUCAGUUACCUGAAGCCGCGCGGCGACCGUUCAUUCAUCAUCUCGCAUGCAAGAAAUCUUCGAGGAAUUGUGAGAAAUUUAUUGAAGGUGCCUAUACCUUUGAAGCUUCGGCAUUCAUUCGGAUGUGGAUCUAUCUGUCAAAACUGAGCUGAACGCAGAGGCAUCUUUUGACUGAACAUUAGAUAGCAUCCUCAGCUUUCUUCUGGAUUGUAGAAAAAUGUGAAGACCCUGGUAAAGCACCGGACCACAAAGUUAUCCUUCAGACUACGAGGACGGAGGUUGAGCCUUCUGAUACUUCUUUAAACUCUUCAUUUUCUAACCUGACGGGUCCCUCGGACCAUGGAGGGACAGCGGGAUUCACAGAGGACUUUGAAACAAAGCCCUAGACAGGGUUCCACAUUGUCCUUUACGUGCUGGUUGUUAGUCUUAAUAUUGCCUGUAGUGUGCUGUGAACAGUCCUUUACAACAUUCCACCCUGAGCGACGAGAAUGGGCCUUCAACCACCUGACAGUUCACAAGACGACAGGAGCAAUCUACAUUGGUGCUGUCAACCGUGUCUACAAAUUAUCGGGCAACUUAACACUCCUAGUAUCCCAUGACACUGGUCCGGAAGAUGACAACAAGGCCUGCUACCCUCCACUAAUUGUUCAGCCUUGCAAUGAACCACUGGUUUCUACCAACAACAUCAACAAACUCUUGCUCAUUGACUACUCUCAAAAUCGACUACUUGCCUGCGGAAGCCUCUACCAAGGUGUCUGCAAACUUCUACGGUUGGACGACCUCUUCAUCUUGGUGGAGCCCUCUCACAAAAAGGAGCACUACCUUUCCAGUGUCAACCAGACUGGUACCAUGUAUGGAGUCAUUGUGCCUUCGCAGGGCAAGGAUGGGACCCUCUUCAUUGGUACCGCUGUGGAUGGGAAACAAGAUUACUUUCCGACUAUCUCCAGCCGGAAACUUCCUCGUGACCCGGAGUCUUCGGCAAUGCUGGACUACGAGCUACACACUGACUUUGUUUCAUCUCUCAUCAAGAUUCCCUCUGACACACUGGCUUUGGUGUCUCAUUUCGACAUUUACUACAUCUAUGGCUUUGCCAGUGGGAAUUUUGUCUACUUUCUGACUGUGCAACCAGAAACACCUGAGAACAGCAUGUCUUCCAGCGGGCCCUCAAACGACCUGUUUUACACCUCUCGAAUCGUCCGACUCUGCAAAGAUGACCACAAAUUCCACUCCUAUGUGUCGUUGCCUAUCGGUUGUGUCCGAAACAGGGUUGAGUACCGCCUUCUGCAGGCGGCCUACCUGGGCAAACCUGGGCGAGUGCUUGCAGCGUCCCUUAACAUUAGCGCUCAGGAUGAUGUGCUCUUUGCUGUAUUUUCCAAAGGUCAAAAACAGUACCACCAUCCACCUGAUGACUCGGCCCUCUGCGUCUUCAGCAUCCGGGACAUCAAUGCACGGAUCAAGGAGCGUAUGCAAUCCUGCUAUCAGGGAGAGGGAAACUUAGAGCUCAACUGGCUGUUGGGAAAGGAUGUACCUUGUACCAAAGCGCCUGUCCCUAUUGAUGACUCCUUCUGUGGUUUGGACAUCAACCAGCCCCUUGGCGGCUCUCAGCUGGUGACCGGACACACGCUUUAUACGGAAAGCCGGGACCGCAUGACCUCGGUGACCUCCUACGUCUAUAAUGGCUACUGUGUGGCUUUUGUUGGCACCAAGAGUGGACGACUGAAAAAGAUUCGGGUUGACGGUCCUCCUCAAGGUGGCGUCCAGUAUGAAACUCUGCCGGUGAUCAAAGAUGGAAGCCCUGUUCUCAGAGACAUGGCCUUUUCCCUGGACAACAGCUUCAUCUACGUCAUGUCGGAGAGACAGGUCACACGGGUGCCGAUCGAGUCGUGUGAGCAGUACGGCACAUGCGGAGAGUGUUUGAGCUCAGGAGAUCCUCACUGUGGCUGGUGUGUGCUGCAUAACAUGUGUUCUCAAAGGGAUCGUUGCGAGCGGGCAAACGAGCCGUACCGUUUCGCUGCCACACUGAGUCAGUGUGUGAAAGCCACCGUGUACCCGGACAGCAUCGCUGUGUCUGAACCCAGUGUACCGCUGCUGGUGAAAGUGACAGAUGUUCCGGAUCUUUCUGCUGGAAUCACCUGCUCCUUCGGGAACCUGACGGAGGUUGAGGGCAGAGUGGAUGGGAAUCAGAUUCUCUGCACAUCUCCCGCUGCUAAAGAUGUCCCCAUCAUCCCCACAGAUCAAGACUGGUCGGGUGUCGAGCUCAGGCUGAACUCGAAGGAAACGGGUCAGAUGCUAAUUAGCACAGAGGUGAAGUUCUACAACUGCAGCGUGCACCAGCUGUGUCUUUCCUGUGUAACCAGUUCCUUCCGCUGCCACUGGUGCAAGUACAGAAACCUCUGCACCCAUGAUCCCUCCAGCUGCUCCUUCCAGGAGGGACGCGUCAACGCCUCAGAGGACUGUCCUCAACUGGUCCGCUCUGAGGAGAUCCUGAUCCCGGCAGGGGAGGUGAAGCCCAUCACCCUGAAAGCCCGGAACCUUCCCCAACCCCAGUCGGGUCAGCGCGGCUACGAGUGUGUGUUACACAUACAAGGAGUCAAUCACAGAGUCACAGCGCUCCGAUUCAACAGCUCCAGCGUACAGUGCCAGAACAGCUCGUAUCUGUAUGAAGGGAUGAGAAUUAGCGAACUGCCGGUGGAUUUCUCAGUGGUGUGGAAUGGAAAUUUCAUCAUUGACAAUCCUGAGAACAUCAAAGUGAAUCUGUAUAAGUGUGGCGCUCAGAGGGACAGCUGUGGCGUGUGUUUGAAGGCUGAGAGGAAGUUCCAGUGUGGCUGGUGCAGUAUGGAGGGCCGCUGUACCCUUCGCCAGCACUGUCCCAUGUCCAACCCCUACACCAGCCGCUGGCUACACCUCGCCAGCACAAACGUGAAGUGCACCAACCCUCGAAUCACUGAG